CUUUCUUUCUAUGGUAGCACUUCUCCUCAGUUCUAUAAAUAAGAUGGUUCCCAGCAGGGCUCUAUGCUAAAAAUCAAAUGAUCGAAAUGAUUUCUCUUAGUUCUUCAAUGCUCCCACUUCUGUUUGUUCUUCUCUUUUCAUUCUCAUGGGUGACUUCAGCUCACACUCAUGUAGAUUUUAUUGAAUGUUUUUCCCUUUACUUAGAAGACUCCACAGACAUUUCCAAAGUCAUUUACACCCAGAAUGACUCUUCAUAUCCUUCUGUGUUGCAUUUCGCAAUACGAAACCUUAGGUUCAAUUCUACUACCCUAAAGCCUCUUGUCAUUGUUACACCGACGAAUGUAUCACACAUUCAGGCUGCCAUUCGUUGUUCCCAGAAAAAUAAUUUACAAUUUAGAAUUCGAAGUGGUGGCCAUGAUUUUGAGGGUCUCUCUUACAUGUCUGUUCUGCCGUUUGUCAUCCUUGAUCUAAUCAAUUUUCGAUCAGUCACCAUUGAUGUAACUAAUAAAACUGCAUGGGUUCAGGCUGGUGCAACUGUAGGGGAACUUUACUACCACAUUGCUAAAAAAGGUAGAACACUUGCCUUCCCAGCAGGUAUUUGCCCUACUAUGGGUGUUGGGGGACACUUGAGUGGUGGAGGGUAUGGAGCGCUGCUUCGUAAAUAUGGUCUUGCUGCGGAUAACGUAAUUGAUGCAGAAUUAAUUGAUGCUAAUGGUAGAGUUCUUGAUAGAAAAUCGAUGGGAGAAGAUUUGUUUUGGGCCCUUCGAGGAGGUGGAGGAAACAGCUUUGGAGUGGUUAUUGCGUGGAAAAUAAAAUUGGUUGAAGUUCCACCUACGUUGACAGUCUUCAAUGUCUUAAGAACCUUGGAGCAAAAUGCAACCCAACUUAUCCAUCGGUGGCAAUACAUUGCAAACAAGCUCCAUGAAGAUCUCAUGAUCACGACAUAUAUAAGAAGAGUUAAUUCCAGUCAAGGAAAUCCAACAAUACAGGCUACAUUUGCAGGUUUCUUUCUUGGAGGGGUGGACAAGCUUCUUCAAUUGAUGAAUGAGAGCUUCCCCGAGCUUGGUUUAGCAAAAGAUGAUUGCCUUGAAACAAGCUGGAUUGAGGCUAUCAUCCUUAACAGAUUUCCAGGUAAUACAUCUUUGGAACUGUUGCUUGAUAGGACUCCUCGAUUUGUAACAAAUUACAAAGCGAAAUCUGAUUACGUCAAGGAACCUAUGCCUGAAAUUGCGUUGGAAGGUAUAUUUGAAAGGUUCUUGGAAGAGGACAUUGAAACACCUAGACUGCUAUUAGUUCCUUAUGGAGGAAAGAUGGACCAGAUUUCUGAGUCUAGCUCUCCAUUUCCACAUAGAGCUGGAAAUAUAUACAAGAUUGAGCAUCAGGUGUCUUGGAGUGAAGAAGGCAAGGAGGCAUCUAAAAGGCACGUUGAUUGGAUUAGAAGGCUUUACAGUUACAUGACUCCUUACGUUUCGAAAAAUCCUCGAGAAGCAUAUAUCAAUUACAGGGAUCUUGACAUUGGAAUGAAUAACCUGGCAGGCAACACAAGUUUUAAACAAGCAAGCAUUUGGGGCAGGAAGUAUUUCAAGAACAACUUUGACAAGCUGGUAAGCGUGAAGACUGCUGUUGAUCCUGGUAAUUUCUUCAGAAAUGAGCAGAGUAUUCCACCUCUCUCGUCCUGGUGAUCGGAGGGGGAUAACACAUGACAAGGUUGGAAGAAGAUUCAUCACACUAAUAACAUAAUUUUCUGUUUUAGAUGUCCAUAAAGUUUACUUCAUCAACAUUUAUUGCAUGGCAUUUCAUGCAUGGUCCAAUAUUUUGAUCAUUGUAAUAAAAAUAAGUAUGGUCAAUGGAGAUAUGUGAUUUGAAUGAAUAAAAUUUCCUUCUAUGAUGAUCUAAA
Populus nigra (black poplar) is the source of this 1897-nucleotide messenger RNA. RefSeq names its product tetrahydroberberine oxidase-like. Lineage: Eukaryota; Viridiplantae; Streptophyta; Magnoliopsida; Malpighiales; Salicaceae. Gene Ontology annotation, molecular function: FAD binding; oxidoreductase activity. The record is from RefSeq and is a predicted model, not a curated record. Bases 78 to 1682 code for a protein of 534 amino acids. The transcript has a single exon.